AUGGUCUGUGAGGCUCGAUUCUGGUCGCCGUUGUGCUUUGUUUCGCAGUUUAUAAAUAAAUAAUAGUUUUCUGUUUAUUCCACUUUAAUUUGAUUAUCUAGCAAUAAUUAAAUAUGCUGUUUUAGAUAUUUUUCUAGUUUUUAUAAAAAUGGACGAAUUGCGAGAAUUUUUUAACAGUCCUUGCCCAUCGAGCGCUCAAGUUAUUAAACUUCGAGGGCCUAUGACGGGCGGCCUCAGAUUGACCAAAGAAGACACAAUAAAUCUUUUGAAUCGGCGUGAGGAGCACCGCCACUCCAUAGUUCCCAGUGGGACUGACUACGCCCGCGAAAUUAAGGAGAAAGAAACUAAUCUUUAUCUCAGGAAUGAGAUAGAAAGAGAUAAAUGGGAGAGUCAUUCUGGUGGAUUAGAAUCUCUUGAACAACUGUCAUCAUGGGGGGCUUCACUUCAGAACUUUGGGGAGUUAACGGAAGAGGCAAUGACAGAGGUGUACAAUAAAUAUUCAUUUCAGAGGAAGGAGGAUACUAAUAAUUUGGCUAUUAAUGAAUAUAAACAACAGAUUCUAGACCGUAUAUGUGGUUUCCCUGUGGUAAUCAUAGAAGGUCCCACAGGAUGUGGUAAGACAACUCAAGUGCCACAGUGGAUAUUAGACAGUUGCUAUCAGAAUCGGAAGCCAUGCAAGAUCAUAGUAACCCAGCCCAGACGUAUUGCUGCAAUAUCGAUCGCUAAGAGAGUUGCACAGGAACGGGGAUGGGAUGUUGGGGGGCUUGUUGGAUAUCAGGUUGGAUUGGACAACAAAACAUCGUCGGACACCAGAAUUCAUUACGUUACUACAGGUGUUUUAUUGCAAAAACUAGUUGCUUCAAAGACUAUGAAUGAAUAUACUCACAUAAUUCUGGAUGAAGUUCACGAAAGAGGCCAAGAAAUGGACUUCCUACUUCUUGUUGUGAAACGAUUGCUCUACACUGUGUCCCCAGGAGUCAAAGUUGUUCUAAUGUCAGCUACCUUCAAUAGGAAAGCUUUUGCCGAUUAUUUCCUUAUACCGACACCUAAAGGACUCCAAAUGUCAUCCUGCAUUAAAGUGACAAAGAAUGAACAAAUGUUUACAGUGAAAACUUUUUACUUGAACCACUUAAGCAAGUUUGGAUCGAUUUUGCAAAAUUCUACACCAAAGAAGGGUGAGCCCGGCAUCGCUCCUGAAAUGUAUCAUCUUGUGAUAAAAUUAUUGAAUGCUUUUGAACAAAUUGAUAAACAGGAAGACAAUUAUACAGACAGAUCUAACGCAGAGUUGCCCUCAGUUCUGAUUUUCUUGCCGGGUAUUAACGAAAUUGAAGAACUUUAUAACUGUUUGAUGGACACUGCAUUGAGGAAGAAAAUUGGAGAUGUCGAGUGUGCUCAGUACAACUGGCACGUUUUGCCAUUACAUUCGACCAUAACUGCUGACGAGCAAGUGCGAGUUUUCCACCGAGCGCCGCCCGGCGCCCGCAAGAUUAUACUUGCCACUAACAUCGCCGAGAGCUCCAUUACAGUACCCGACAUUAAAUAUGUGGUCGAUUUCUGCUUGAUGAAGAUCCUAGUGGCAGAUGAGAACACUAACUUUACGUCGCUGCAACUAGCGUGGGCUUCGAAGACCAACUGUGAGCAGCGAGCCGGCCGCGCUGGACGUGUGCGUGACGGCCGCGUAUACAGACUCGUCACAGAUAAAUUCUAUGAUACAUUUUCUCAAGAAUGUCCACCUGAGAUAGUUCGUUGUCCAUUAGAGCGGUUGGUUCUAUUGGCUAAGAUGUUAGACAUGGGUCCGCCCAGCGAUGUGCUCGCUUUAGCCAUGGACCCGCCAGACAUGUCCAAUAUUCAUCGCACUAUACUCGUGCUCAAAGAGAUGGGUGCCAUGAAGAAAUUAUCGGAUGGUGAGUGGUGUCCGUCAGACGGAGAUUUGACUUAUCUCGGUCGUGUGAUGGCAAAGUUGCCCAUAGACGUGCGAGUCUCCAAGCUCAUCAUGCUUGGAUACAUAUUUGGUUGUCUCGACGAAUGUAUUAUCAUGGCUGCUGCAAUGUCCGUGAAGAAUCUAUUUAACAGUCCAUUCCGUGAAAGGCUUAAUGCUUACAAUUCUAAACUGACAUGGGCUGACGGAUCAACGAGUGACUGCAUAGCUUUCCUUAAUGUGUACAAGGUGUGGAAUCAUCUCCGUCAGCAGCAAUAUUUCAAGCAACAAGGCCACAACGAGGGCCAAUGGGCACGUAGAUUCUACGUACAAGUGCGCGCGCUCAGAGAUCUCGAUGAUUUAGUGCGUGAGUUGCGCAUGCGACUAUCGCGUGAAGGCAUCGAGUCAUUCAAGGGCCCUUCACCCUGGGAUAAAAAUGAGCUGUCCUUGGCUCUCAAGGUUAUAAUAGCGGGCGCUUUCUAUCCACAAUACUUCGUGCAAGCGACGCAAGAUGAGGCGCGCGAGCGUGAAGCAGUCCGUAUUCUCGGCGGUCACGAUCCAAGGAAUACGGUGUAUCUUCAGAAUUUCCCAGACCAUCAACCUGGUCAGGUGUACGCGGCCGCCAUCAAGAACAUUGUACGUCAACAUGUAGGCGACGAACCGCGUGUCACUUUCGACAAAAACAGCCGGAAAGUUUAUUUGACGUUCAAGGAAAAUCAACUUUUCAGACGCGACAAAAACAAUAGCGGUGACCCAACUAUUCCUGGACAAGUGGUGCUUCCAGUGUACAAAGCGAUCAAAGCGCGUCAUCUUAAAAUGGACAUCAGAAUAGCUUUGUUGCCGGUAGAGAAAGCCAACGCUUUGGCUGCCAUGCUUGAGACGACCAAAUCCGAACUCGACAUUGCAAAAAUGGUUCCGCGCCUUCCCGAUGUGGAUGACACUCAUUUCCCCCUCAAAAUAUCACACAGGAUCAGCGUGAGCAGCUUCUGGGUGCAGUACGACGACGAGUCUACCACCAGCGACCUGAUGCAGAUACGCGCGGCGCUGGGCGGGGCGCGGCUGCUGGCCCACACUGGGCCGGUGUGCGCGGGCGACGUGUACGCGGCGCCGCGGGCGGACGCGCGGCCCACCCUCCCGUAUAGAGUGCGCGUGCACCGGAUGCUGCCCAGAGACAUGGUCGAGGUGCUGUACAUAGAUUUCGGUUUCUAUGGUCGCGUUAACAUCUGUAAUUUACAUACGUUGCCAAUGGGCGUUUGCAAAACUUUACCGCCGCUAGCUAUGCAAUGCGCCCUCGCUGAAGUGGCUCCAUCACCGUUACUCGAACCACACGCGCAAUGGACACGGCACGCUGAUAAUUUCUUCACUGACAUCACCAGACAUGGUCGCCUGCUCGGCAAGGUAUAUUCUGUUACUCAUGGCGUGGUCUCCAUCGAGUUAUUAGCCGAUGGAGGAAAGUUAAGUGUCAAUAAAGAGUUGGUGAAGCGGGGAUAUGCUGUGCCCUGUGAAGAAAGCUACGAUUCUAAGUUGAAUCACGACCUUCGGCAACAAGCUAUAGAUUUGAAUAUGGCACAAAAGCGGGCUUAUAAUAAAGAACAGGCUGAGACCGCCUUCUACCAACUGCGGGAAAUUGAGCCGCCUAAUUCGAAAGACUGUGUCAGUGACGUUGCCUUGAAGGGACCUUUCAGCCCCCUGGAAACAGUUCUGCACAAUCUGAUGUACGCUAGCCGUGAGAAGCAGGUCUCGAUUGAAUGGCAUUCUGUCAACUCCGUCCUGUUGGAUACUGAGCCACAAGAAGUUUAUGAAAGAUUGGUGGUCGCGUGCGAUGUAGGACAGAACGAAACUAGCAGUAAGCUGACUCUGCGUCACACCACGCUCAUGCCAAACAUACCGGGCCUGCCCGCUAUCAUAGCAUUGCUCUUCUGUCCAGUUGCGGAGUUGCGUCGCGACGUGUGCGGUACACGUUACGUGAGCACGUUGUGCGGCCUGGGCAGUACGGAUACGGGCGCGCCGUACUUCCCCGAACACGAUCUACUGGUCGGCAUCGACGCUGAUCUGCACGUCGAGGAUAUCGGCCUGAUCAAUCAUAUCCGUCACUUGAUGGACUAUAUGAUGUACUGCGGCGACGGACAGGACGUGCCCACUGCUGACGACGAGGCGCGGCCACAAGUACCCGCCACCAUCAGAAAAGACUUGAUGAGCCUAUUGAUGAAACGUCGUAAACAUCGCGAGAUGCAGACUGUGAUAAAUGCUUGGGAAUGGAAGUCGGUGCCGGAGGACGAGUUACUGGAGAUAUCCGUUCCCGAUAUGGUGGAGCGGGCGAUCGUGUUCCCUCUUCACACACCGCAAGAGUUAUAUCCUAUACCUAGAGAGAAACUGUUGCAGUUAAAGAGAGAGAACGACCAACUAGCGAUACUCGUUAGCAGGACUUCUAUAUCGUCAAGCCAGGAGCUCCAGUGCAAACUUUGCAACACGGGCAUGAUGCCGAUGCACACUAUGCGAAUCCACCUUUAUUCGAACGCGCACAAAGAGAAAGAAGACGACCUACGUAUGUUCCAGUCAUAAAAUAUUACAUUUAUGGAUGGAAUAUCAAAUAUUCCAUUAUUUUUUUCAUAGAUUUAGUUUUUGAUUCGCCAUUUUAUUAUUAUAUCAUUUAAGAGUUUAAGUACUGAAUUAUAGGAACGAUACACUUUGAUCUGAGAUAAUUAUCAAAACUAAAUUAGUAAAUCAUCAACGUUAAAACUUUUAGUUUGUUUUGUUUUUCUUGUAUUUUUCACAUUGAUUUAUUUAGAUACAUGUAUGUACUUAGUUAUUUUAAACGUAUUAGUAUACGAGUGUUUCGUUUAUGAAUAAAAUUUUUGUUUUUUUUUUUUUGUUUUCUUAUUCUAGUGCAGAUAAAUUUUUUGGUUUUUUUGAUUUUCUAUGACAUUUCGUGUUCAAAUUCUGUAACAUGAAGAUGUUAUGCUACAUUUACUUGUUCCUUACUAGACAUUCAAAAUAUAAAAAUUGGAUUAUUGUUUAAGUGUACAAAUAAGUAUAAGAACUUUGUAAUUUUUUCAUUGUUAUAACAAAUAUAGAAGAAAUAUAACU
Molecule: messenger RNA, 5005 nt
Organism: Diatraea saccharalis (sugarcane borer)
Lineage: Eukaryota; Metazoa; Arthropoda; Insecta; Lepidoptera; Crambidae
Source: the annotation of a GenBank genome assembly